Messenger RNA from Miniopterus natalensis, 1370 nucleotides. It is a transcript of the gene SLC50A1, whose product is annotated as solute carrier family 50 member 1. The record is from RefSeq and is a predicted model, not a curated record. Gene Ontology annotation, cellular component: membrane. NCBI's taxonomy places the organism in Eukaryota, Metazoa, Chordata, Mammalia, Chiroptera, Miniopteridae. Gene Ontology annotation, molecular function: sugar transmembrane transporter activity. Gene Ontology annotation, biological process: carbohydrate transport.
AUGGAGGCGGGCGGCGUGGCGGACACGCUCCUUUCCGGAGCUUGCGUGCUCUUCACCCUCGGCAUGUUCUCCACCGGCCUGUGAGAGCGCGGCCGGUCGGGGUUGGGGCAGGACCAGGAAGCCAGGAAAGGAGCGAGAGGGGACGGAGACGUGGCUGCAGCCCCAGGCUGCGUCCGGAACCUGGGGUCAAAGUGGAAUCGGGUCGAGGGGACCGGGGUACCAGGGCGAGGCUGGUCACUUGACCCGAAGAAAGCCAGGGAGCUGAGGGGCGGAACCGGGGGUCUGCAGUUUUCAGGGGAGGAUGACAGGCCUUUGGGGAACUCCACUCCCCAGCAGCCUGGUUCUCCCUUCCCCUCACCCCUGCCUUCGGGGCACUAUUACAGCUCGGACCUCAGACACAUGUGGAUGACCCGGAGAGUGGACAAUGUCCAGUUCCUGCCCUUUCUCACCACGGAUGUCAAGUGAGAGGGAUGACAGCUGCAGCGGGAAAGACUGUCUGAGAGGGGGGUGGGAUGGGGUGAGGACUGUGGAAGAGGCCCCUCGGGUCCCCUCCCACAUUCAACCCCGCGGCAAAUGUCCAUCCCCUCCAUCCUACAGCAACCUGAGCUGGCUGAGUUAUGGGGCCUUGAAGGGAGACGGGACCCUAAUCGUCGUCAACGCCGUGGGCGCUGUGCUUCAGACCAUAUAUAUCUUGGUGUAUCUGCACUACUGCCCUCGGAAGGGUACUGUGCUCUUACAGACUGCAACCCUGCUGGGGGUCCUUCUCCUGGGUUUUGGUUACUUUUGGCUACUGGUGCCAAACAUUGAGGCCAGGCUUCAGCAGCUGGGCCUCUUCUGCAGUGUCUUCACCAUCAGUAUGUACCUCUCACCAUUGACUGACUUGGCCAAAGUUAUUCAGACCAAAUCAACCCAACGUCUCUCUUUCUCACUGACCAUUGCCACCCUUCUCACCUCUGCCUCCUGGACUCUCUAUGGGUUUCAACUCAGAGAUCCCUACAUCAUGGUGCCCAACCUUCCAGGAAUCCUCACCAGCUUCAUUCGCCUCUGGCUUUUCUGGAAGUACCCUCAGGAGCAAGACAGGAACUAUCAACUCCUACAAACCUGACCACAGGACUCCUUAAUGCCAACCUAUUACCAAAGAGGUUCAAACCAACCUGUUUCAGCUGUUCCUGCUGACCAGCUUCAUGUGUGCCAUGGGUUAUGGAAAAGAAACAACUUUGAAAAUCUGGGGACCAAAGAGCUUUACUUAAAGAGGGUGGGACCUGGGAGAUGAAGCACUUAUUUUUUAGAUAUUAUAUUUUUUAAUUUUGGAGAUUGGGGUGAAAUCUUUAGAAUGUGCCUUAAAAUAAACUGUUCCCUACCCCUGCCCA